AUGGAGGAAAUGACUGCUCUCUAUGAUUAUGAGAGCAUGGAUGACCUGAAACAUAAGCUAUUGUACACAAAUCUUGAACUGCAGAAAAUGAAAAUGAAGGCAAAUGUGACACUGCGUGAACAUAAGGAUACUGUACAGCAUUUGCUGCGUGAACAUAAGGAUACUGUGCAGCAUUUGCUCAAUCAAUUAGCAAAUGCUUACAAGGAAAGAGAUGGAGCAAGAGAUCAGCUACAAAAAUUGAUUCACAAGUCAAUGUCUUCUAGAACAGCUGGUCAGAUUCUUUCUCAAGUCCAACCUGAAAGCCCCAUCUUAAACAUGCCUCCGAAAGCAAACCUCUGCAAAUCGGAAUCCAAUUCUGAAGCAUACAACCACCUGUCAUAUUGUUCAUCUUCUGUGGACUCCUUCUUUGAUGCUGCUUCAUCUCCUGAUUUCCCAAACAAGAACUUGGCAGGACCGAGCAAUAUGGGGUCAUUGAAUCAGCCUUUUGUUCAUGAACAGCACAUUGGGUCAAAAUUCACUGGAUUAGGCUCUUCAGGAGUGCUGAACAAUGUUGAGAAUGAUAGGGCCAUUGCAGUGAUUGAUUAUCUUGCUCAAGGAAAGGUGCUGCCUCAGAAUGGAAAACUCUCCCAAGCUGUGAUGGAUGCUGGUCCCCUACUUCAAUCUCUUCUCAUAACAGGACCACUUCCUAGGUGGCGAAAUCCUCCUCCCCAUCAGAGACCUACCAAUAUUUUACCAGAUUCUACUAAAGGAGACGUGACUGCAUAUGCUAAUCAUCAGAAACCAGAUGCAAAUCCAAUUUCUUCUGUUUUGAGGGCAUCAAAUUCAUCAUCAUCAAAUAAUAUGAGUCAUCUAUUGCAGUUCAUGUCAAAUUCUACAGCAGCUCCUUCAUGUUCAGGAUUCAGCAACCCGCGGAUGUUAACUUCAUCAGCCAACGCACACUCUCAGAACCCACUUCCCAAGCGACAGAAGUUGAUGUAG
Molecule: messenger RNA, 978 nt
Organism: Dovyalis caffra
Lineage: Eukaryota; Viridiplantae; Streptophyta; Magnoliopsida; Malpighiales; Salicaceae
Source: the annotation of a GenBank genome assembly